AUGAAGGGCCUUCUGUGCUCACCACUGCCCAUGUUGCUGCUGCUCCUCCCGCCCCAGGAAACCGAGCUCGGGUUUGCAGGUCCCAAGUGCCGAACUGGGCCCCUAGAUUUGGUGUUUGUGAUUGACAGCUCCCGCAGCGUACGCCCUUUCGAGUUCGAGACCAUGCGGCAGUUCCUGGUGGGCCUCUUGCGUGCCUUGGAUGUGGGGCCCAACGCCACGCGCGUCGGUGUGAUCCAGUAUUCGAGUCAAGUGCAGAGCGUCUUCCCGCUGGGCGCCUUCUCGCGCCACGAGGACAUGGAGCGCGCCAUCCAUGCCCUGGUGCCGCUGGCGCAGGGCACCAUGACUGGCCUGGCAAUCCAGUACGCCAUGAAUGUGGCCUUCAGCGUAGCCGAGGGAGCGCGCCCGCCGGAGGCGCGCGUGCCGCGCGUCGCCGUCAUCGUGACCGACGGGCGGCCCCAGGACCGCGUGGCAGAGGUGGCGGCGCAGGCGCGCGCCCGCGGCAUCGAGAUCUACGCUGUAGGGGUGCAGCGCGCCGACGUGGGCUCGCUGCGCGCCAUGGCGUCGCCUCCGCUGGAUGAGCACGUCUUCCUCGUCGAGUCCUUUGAUCUUAUCCAGGAGUUUGGCCUGCAGUUCCAGGGCCGGCUGUGUGCCGUUGACCUGUGCGCCCAGGGGACCCACGGAUGUGAACACCACUGCGUCAGCUCCCCAGGCUCCUAUUCCUGUCACUGCCGAGCUGGCUUUGUGCUCCAGCGGGACCGAAGGAGCUGCAGAGCCAUCGACCACUGCAGCUUCAGGAACCACAGCUGUCAGCACGAGUGUGUCAGCACCCUUGGUGGGCCACAGUGUCGCUGCAGAGAGGGCCAUGAUUUGCUGCCUGAUGGGAGACGCUGUCAGGCCCGGGACCUUUGCAACGGCGUGGACCACGGCUGCAAAUUCCAGUGUGUGAGCGAGGGCCUGUCCUAUCGCUGCCUGUGCCCUGAGGGGCGGCAGCUCCAGGCAAAUGGCAAGAGCUGCAGCCGGUGCCGGGAAGGCCAUGUGGACCUGGUUCUGCUCGUCGAUGGCUCCAAGAGCGUGCGCCCGCAGAACUUUGAGCUGGUGAAGCGCUUCGUGAACCAGAUCGUGGACUUCCUGGACGUGUCCCCCGAGGGCACGCGCGUGGGGCUGGUGCAGUUCUCUAGCCGCGUGCGCACCGAGUUCCCGUUGGGCCGCUACGGGACCGCGGCCGAGGUGAAGCAGGCGGUGUUGGCGGUGGAGUACAUGGAGCGCGGCACUAUGACCGGCAUGGCGCUGCGCCACCUGGUGGAGCAUAGCUUUUCCGAAGCGCAGGGCGCGCGGCCCCGUGCCCUCAACGUGCCUCGCGUCGGCCUGGUCUUCACAGAUGGCCGCUCCCAGGAUGACAUCUCCGCGUGGGCUGCCCGCGCCAAGGAGGAAGGCAUCGUCAUGUACGCCGUGGGCGUGGGCAAGGCGGUGGAGGAGGAGCUGCGGGAGAUUGCCUCGGAGCCACCUGAGCUGCACGUGUCCUACUCCCCGGACUUCAGCACCAUGACGCACCUGCUGGAGAACCUUAAAGGCAGCAUCUGCCCGGAGGAGGGCAUCAGCGCCGGGACGGAGCUGCGGAGCCCAUGCGACUGUGAAAGCCUCAUGGAGUUCCAAGGCCGCACGCUAGGAGCGCUCGACAGCCUGACCCAGAACCUGGCCCAGCUGAUCGCGCGCCUGGAGAACCUGGAGAACCAGCUGGCCAACCGGAAGUGAGAGCUGCCGGGGGCCGGGAGAAGGGCUGGGCGCGGCCUAGUGGACCGUGUACCCUUGUGCGCCGUCGGAGCGCCUAGGCCCGGGCGAGCCUGGCCUGCGGGCUUGGCUGUCGGGAGGAGGCGCUGGCGGGCUCCCGGC
Trichechus manatus latirostris (Florida manatee) is the source of this 1890-nucleotide messenger RNA. It is a transcript of the gene MATN4, whose product is annotated as matrilin 4. The record is from RefSeq and is a predicted model, not a curated record. NCBI's taxonomy places the organism in Eukaryota, Metazoa, Chordata, Mammalia, Sirenia, Trichechidae. The transcript has 9 exons. Gene Ontology annotation, molecular function: calcium ion binding. The coding region runs from base 1 to 1752 and encodes 583 amino acids.